GAGCUAAACUAGUUAAAAUAAAAAAAUCAAUAGCCUUUGUUUAUAUUUUUUCGAAGUUAAACUUUUAUUUCGACUAUACAUUUUUUUUCUGUGCCAUCAUGAGCUGCUUCGGCUGUAGCCGCAAAUAUGGAUUAUUCAGCAAGGAGCAUGGGUGUCCCAACUGUGGCUUCUCCUAUUGCUCAAAGUGUCUGAAGAGGCCAAUGCCAGUACCUCGGUUCGCAGGGAAGGUGCUGAAUGUAUGCUUAAUUUGCUACGAUAAACUGUCCAAGAUGCAGACUAAUGUCGAUCAUAAUAAAGUCAUAGACUGCGAUGCAUUGCCCGGAGAACUUGUUACCCAACUGCGCCUACCAAAUCCCUUAAAUAGCUCCACCCGGUUGGAACUCGACAAUGCAGAUGUUCUUUUUAAAAAUGUUUCAUCGUCGGAGGAACUGGCAGCAGUGCUGGCACCCAUAAGCAGUACUUUCUGCACCGCAGCACAUUCUACAAAUGAAUGUAUUGACGAAAAUUUGGAUAGUGCCAUAGCAAAACGGUUGCAAAAUCUUAAAGAUGUCGAUGCAACCGACGAUGAAAUUCGAACGCGUCUCUCUAACAUAAGCGGCAUUCCUUGUCAGAAGAACUACUACAAAAAGGAUUUGCUGCUUUCCACGGACCAAAGAAGUGACCAGGACAAAAUUAAAGAUUUGCUUGAUCAGUUCAUGGACGAAACACAUCUGGACCAGAAAGUUGACACCCAACGUAACGAUGCAAUUUCCGACAUUGAACAACGUUUGCGUGCACUGCGGGAUGCCCCAAUCGGUGAUGAAGCAGGUUCGGGUGCAGAGCUAUCUAAAACUUCAAAUACUCCCAGCGAUAACGAGGAUGAUGAAAAUGUUUUAAAAAAUAUAAUAAAAAAGUACGUUGCAGAAUCAAGUUUACUAACUGGGAAAAGUAGCCUUAAUGAUGACGUCGAUGGCGACCCGACCAAAAACAGCAUUACUGAGGAGCUGCCUUGGUGUAAUAUUUGUGAUGAGGAUGCCGUCUUCCGUUGCCGUGGAUGCGAUGGCGAACUAUUCUGCUCCCAGUGUUAUAGAGAGUACCACGACGAAGAUGAAGAGUAUCGAGCGCAUGUUAAAGUGAAGUACAGUUCUCCGCCUAAAUUUACAGAAAACCACUUCUAGUUCACUGUUUAGGUUAAUUGUUUUUUAUUUGUAAGUGUUUUUUCUCUGCUAAGAAUUAAACAAUUUUGCAAUGUUCUUUUCAA
Drosophila obscura is the source of this 1240-nucleotide messenger RNA. Its product is annotated as abscission/NoCut checkpoint regulator. Gene Ontology annotation, cellular component: cleavage furrow; centrosome; midbody. Gene Ontology annotation, biological process: abscission; mitotic cytokinesis checkpoint signaling. The record is from RefSeq and is a predicted model, not a curated record. The transcript is spliced from 4 exons. Bases 99 to 1157 code for a protein of 352 amino acids. Gene Ontology annotation, molecular function: phosphatidylinositol-3-phosphate binding; metal ion binding. NCBI's taxonomy places the organism in Eukaryota, Metazoa, Arthropoda, Insecta, Diptera, Drosophilidae.